Messenger RNA from Solanum stenotomum, 624 nucleotides. RefSeq lists its product as uncharacterized. Lineage: Eukaryota; Viridiplantae; Streptophyta; Magnoliopsida; Solanales; Solanaceae. Bases 1 to 624 code for a protein of 207 amino acids. The record is from RefSeq and is a predicted model, not a curated record. The transcript is spliced from 2 exons.
AUGUCCAACUACUUAUGCUAUGAUUUGUUAUCUCCUACCUAUCACAAAUGUCUUAUUGCUCACACUUGUGAUGUGGAGCCUAAGUCUUACCAUGAAGCUGUCAAGGAUGAUAGGUGGAUUCUUGCCAUGCAACAAGAAAUAUAUGCUCUUGAAGAGAAUGGUACAUGGGAUAUUGUUGAUUUACCUCCAGGGAAGAAUGUUGUUGGUUGCAAGUGGGUGUUUAAGAUUAAAUAUAGGGUUGAUGGUCAAGUUGAGAGGUUCAAGGCAAGGCUAGUUGCCAAGGGGUUCAACCAGCAAGAGGGCAUUGACUACUCAGAGACCUUCUACCCUGUUGCCAAAAUGGUUACUGUAAGGUUUGUUCUUGCUGUUGCAACUUCAUCUCAUUGGCCCAUAUUCCAAAUGGAUGUUUACAAUGCCUUCCUUCAAGGUGAUUUGGAGGAAGAAGUUUAUAUGCAGAUUCCUUCUGGCUUUCAGAAAGGAUCUGUCCAUAAGAGUCAUUUUGACUACUCUCUUUUCACUCUUACUACUGGCACUGAUGUCUCUAUUGUUUUGGUUUAUGUGGAUGAUCUCUUAGUUAUUGGCUCUAAUGUUGAUCUCAUUCAGUCAACCAGAACUUCAAGAUGA